Molecule: messenger RNA, 1233 nt
Organism: Pelagomonas calceolata
Lineage: Eukaryota; Pelagophyceae; Pelagomonadales; Pelagomonadaceae
Source: the annotation of a GenBank genome assembly
CGAGCGCUUUGCAUCGUAGGGCUGCCCCCGAGCGAGUUGACCAUAUACAAGAUGAUCCUCACGCAGUGCGCCGUCUGCGCCACCGAGCUUGGCUUGUCCUCGGGCAAGAAAUGCGGCCGCUGCAGCACGCGCUACUGUGGGCCUGAAUGCCAGGUGCAGCACUGGAAAGAGGGUGGUCAUGACCUGCUCUGCAAGACAAUAAAGAAAGCAGGCGGCGCGGAACAAUACAACGCAAAUGAAAAGUACGCGGAGGCCGUCGGAGCCGCAGCAGAGGCGUGCGCGGAGGACACAAAGGGCCAGACGUGCUACAUCUGCACGCAGGCCCUCCACUGGAAAACGAAGGAGGGCCUCGUGCGCGGGUGCGCGUGCCGCGGGACGGCGGGGUUCGCGCACGUGUCGUGUCUGGCGGAGCAGGCCAAGAUUUUGUGCGAGGAGGCCGAGGAAAACAAUUUGGGCGCCAAGGCGAAGAAUGAGAGGUGGAAUCGGUGGUACACAUGCAGCAUGUGCGAGCAACACUACCAUGGCGUCGUGAAAUGCGCGCUCGGAUGGGCGUGCUGGAAGACGUACGUGGGGCGGCCGGAGACUGACUCGGCUCGGCAAAUGGCGAUGAACGUGCUUGGGCUCGGUUUAACCGCUGCAGACCACCACGAGGCCGCGCUGAGGGUGAAAGAGGCCGAGUUGUCUAUGCUGCGGCGCCUUGGCGCAGACGAAGACAACAUGCUCGUCGCUCAGUGCAACCUUGCGAACUCGUAUGUAGAGCUUGGACGAAACGAAGAGGCUCUGAGAAUAAAACAGGACGUAUACUCCGGAUACUUAAAGUUAAAAGGCGAGGAACAUCCAAAAACCUUCCAAGCAGCCAACAACUACGUAGUGUCCCUUAAUGGUCUACAGCGCUUCGGAGAAGCCAAGGCACUGUUGCGCAAAGCUAUGCCCGUGACCCGACGUGUUCUCGGCGAUAGCAAUGAACUCACGCUCAGGAUGAGCGCAACUUACGCGAUGGCGCUCUACUUGGACCCCGUUGCCACGCUCGGCGAUCUCCGCGAGGCCGUGUCGAUGCUCGAGGAGGCCGCACGGACCGCGCGGCGCGUGUUUGGUGGCGCGCACCCAUAUUCAGUGGGAAUGGAACAGGCCCUGCGAGAGUCGCGAGCAGCGCUCAGUGCCCGUGACGACGUGAGCGCCAUCCGCGGGGCGCUGGAAGCAAUGAACGCGACGUAAAAAAACGACUAACCAGGA